AUGUAAAAUUAAUAUGAGUUAGCAACAAGUAGGGCAAAUGAUGAAUAAGAGAGAAUAAAUUAUUGGUAAGGUAGAAAUUAAAUAAAAUAAAGGCGUGAACAAAGUGAGUUCGUCGAUUGGAUAAAGAAGCCUGAAGAAAUAUUAAGAAAGAGAGAUGAAUAUUUUUAUGAUUGGUUUAAUGAUGGUCGAUUGAAUUUUUGUUAUAAUGCAUUGGAUCGUCAUUUAAAAGAGAGAGGAGAUGAAGUUGCUUUGAUUUGGGAAAGUAAUAUGAUAAAUAGAAGUAUAAAAUAUACAAGAAAAGAAUUAUAUGAUAAUGUUUCUCGUUUGAGUGGUGUAUAUCAAUAAUUUGGUAAAAAAUGAUAAUAAAUAAUAAAAAGGAGUAUCAAAAGGUGAUAGAGUAAUAAUAUAUAUGCCAAUGAUUCCCGAGGCAGUAUUUGCAAUGUUAGCAUGUUCAAGAAUAGGAGCAAUUCAUUCAGUAGUUUUUGGUGGAUUUUCAGCAUUAGAAUUAAGUGGUCGAAUAAAAGAUUGUAAGCCAACUUUAAUAAUAACGGCAUCUUGUGGUUUAGAGGUUAAUAAGAUAGUGGAUUAUAAAAUUAUGUUAGAUGAGGCAAUCUAAAUAGCAGAUCAUCAACCAAUAUGUUUAAUAGUACAAAGAUAAACUAAAUAAUGCAAUAUGGUGAUAGGCAGAGAUUUCGAUUAUUACACUGCAAUGAAGUUUGCAAAUCCUGUUGAUUGUAUUGAAGUAGAAAGUACUCAUCCUUUAUAUAUUCUUUAUACUUCUGGUACGACUGGAUAACCAAAAGGGUAUUAUUGUUAAUUAAUAAUAUAUAUAAUAGUAUCUAAAGAGACACUGGAGGUACUUGUGUUGCUUUAUUAUGGACAAUGAGACAUAUUUUAGGAUUAAAGAAAGGAGAUGUGUAUUUUUCUAUGGCAGAUAUAGGAUGGGUUACCGGACAUUCCUUCACUGUUUAUGGUCCACUAUUAUAAGGGGCAUCUAUUGUUUUAUAUGAGGGGAAACCUGUUUAAACUCCUGAUCCAGGGGCGAUAUGGAGAAUUAUUGAAAAACAUAAAGUUGUAGGAUUCUAUACAGCUCCAACUGCUUUAAGAGCUAUGAGAAAAGAAGAUCCUAAUGGAGAUUGGAUUAAGAAGUCUAAUAUUUCUAGUUUGAAAAGUAUUUCUAUGGCUGGAGAAAGAUGUGAUAUACCUACAUAUAAUUGGAUCAGCAAUAAUACUGGAGUUUUAAUAAAUGAUCAUUAUUGGUAAACAGAAACAGGAUGGAUCAUUUCAUGUAAUUUUAUGGAUCUUCACACAUUCCCUGCAAAACCUGGUAGUGCUACUAAACCUUCUCCUGGCUUUGUUAUCAAAAUUAUGGAUAAUGAAAAUAAAGAACUACCAAAUGGAUAAAUGGGUAGAAUCUGUAUCAAAUUACCCAUGCCACCUAGUUUCAUGUAGACUCUUUACAAUAAUGAUUAAGCAUUUAUUCUAAAAUAUCUAUCUGAUACUCCUGGAUAUUAUACUGCUGGAGAUGCUGGAUUCUUUGAUCAAGAUGGAUAUCUUCAUAUCAUGACUAGAAUUGAUGAUAUUAUCAAUACUGCAGGACAUAGAUUGAGUACUGCUGCUAUGGAAGAAGUUCUCUUAAAACAUUAAGAUAUUGUUGAAGCUGCUGUUGUUGCUAAAAUUGAUGAUCUUAGAGGAGAAAUACCUGUUGGACUUGUUGUUAUCAAAUAAGAUGUUAAUGUUAAUUCAUCUACUCUAGAAAAAUAACUAGUUUCCAUGAUUAGACGUGAUAUUGGACCCUUAGCUUGCUUCUAAAGUGUCAUCAUUGUUGAUAAACUACCCAAAACUAGAAGUGGCAAAGUUCUUAGAGGUACCAUUAAAGCUAUUGUUAAUGGAUUAUAAUAUUAAGUAUCAUCUCACUUUUUAAACUCUAGAUGCCUGCUACCAUUGAAGAUGAUACCGUCCUUGAUAAAAUCAAAAUCAAUUGUCUCAACUAUGGAAAAGGAAUGGGAUAAUAUUGUAAUUUAGAUUUCGGUAAUUAAGACAUCUAUGUCGAAGAGUGA
Molecule: messenger RNA, 2060 nt
Organism: Paramecium sonneborni
Lineage: Eukaryota; Ciliophora; Oligohymenophorea; Peniculida; Parameciidae
Source: the annotation of a GenBank genome assembly